AUGAAUAUAGGAGGGUUUUCUCUAGCAAAGGAGCUAUUCAUUUGCCUGUUUCCCAGAGUAAUGUGGGCCAUGGAGCCAGGCCAUCUCCUCUGGGUUCUGCUGUUCGUGCAACCCUUGUGGCUCCGACUGACUGAUGGGGCUACUCGAGUCUACUACCUGGGUAUUUGGGACGUGCAGUGGAACUAUGCGCCCAAGGGAAGGAAUGUCAUCACGAACCAGCCUCUGGAAAGUGACACAGUAGCUUCCAGCUUCCUAAAAUCUGACAAGAAUCGGAUAGGGAGCAGCUACAAGAAGACCAUCUACAAAGAAUACAGUGAUGACUCAUACACGCAUGAAAUAGCCCAGCCUGCCUGGUUGGGCUUCCUGGGGCCAGUGUUGCAGGCUGAGGUGGGAGAUGUCAUCCUUAUCCACCUGAAAAAUUUUGCUACUCGACCCUAUACCAUCCACCCUCAUGGUGUUUUCUAUGAGAAGGACUCAGAAGGCUCCCUCUACCCAGAUGGCUCCUCUGGUCAGCUGAAAGCUGAUGACUCUAUUUCCCCGGGAGGCUACCAUAUCUACAAUUGGACAGUUCCAGAAAGCCAUGCACCCACUGAUGCUGACCCAGCCUGCCUCACCUGGAUCUACCAUUCUCAUGUAGAUGCUCCACGAGACAUUGCAACUGGCCUCAUUGGACCCCUUAUCACCUGUAAAAGAGGAACCUUGAAUGGGAACUCCCCUCCUCGGCGGCAAGACGUGGACAAUUAUUUCUUCCUGCUCUUCAGUGUGGUAGAUGAGAAUCUUAGCUGGCAUAUCGAUGAGAACAUUGCCACUUACUGCUCAGACCCUGCCUCAGUGGACAAAGAAGACGAGGCCUUUCAAGAGAGUAAUAGGAUGCAUGCAAUCAAUGGCUUUGUAUUUGGGAACCUACCAGAGCUGAACAUGUGUGUACAGAAGCGUGUGGCCUGGCACUUGUUUGGCAUGGGCAAUGAAGUAGAUGUCCAUACAGCCUUCUUCCAUGGACAGAUGCUGACCAUUCGGGGCCACCGCACUGAUGUGGCCCACAUAUUUCCAGCCACCUUUGUGACUGCUGAGAUGGUGCCCCAGAAACUUGGCACCUGGUUAAUAAGCUGUCAAGUGAAUAGUCACUUGCGAGAUGGCAUGCAAGCACUCUACGAGGUCAAGUCUUGCUCCAUGGCCCCUCCAGUGAACCAACUAACAGGAAAAGUUCGGCAGUACUUCAUUGAGGCCCAUGAAAUUCAGUGGGACUAUGGUCCAAUGGGUUACGACGGGAGCACUGGGAAAGAUUUGAGGGAGCCAGGCAGUGGCCCAGAUAAAUUCUUCCAGAAGUGCUCCAGCCGAAUUGGGGGCACUUACUGGAAAGUCCGAUAUGAAGCCUUCCAAGAUGAAACAUUCCAGGAAAAAGUACAGCUGGAGGAAGAUGAGCAUCUUGGAAUCUUGGGGCCAGUAAUCCGGGCUGAGGUUGGUGACACAAUUCAGGUGAUCUUCUACAAUCGCGCCUCCCAGCCAUUCAGCAUACAGCCUCAUGGGGUCUUUUAUGAGAAAGACUAUGAGGGAACUACGUACAAUGAUGGCUCACCCCAUCCUGGUUUGGUGGCCAAGCCCUUUGAGAAAGUAACAUAUCGCUGGACAGUACCCCCCCAUGCAGGCCCUAGUGCUCAGGAUCCUGCCUGUCUCACCUGGAUGUAUUUUUCUGCUGUGGACCCCAUAAGAGAUACAAAUUCUGGUCUGGUGGGCCCUCUACUAGUAUGCAAGGCUGGUGCCUUGGGUGAAGAUAGCAAACAGAAAGGGGUGGAUAAAGAAUUCUUUCUUCUUUUUACUGUGUUGGAUGAGAACAAGAGCUGGUACAGCAAUACCAAUCAAGAAGCCGCUAUGUUGGAUUCCCGACUACUCUCAGAGGAUGUUGUGGGUUUCCAAGACUCCAAUCGGAUGCAUGCCAUUAACGGGUUUCUAUUCUCUAACUUGCCCAGGCUGGACAUGUGCAAGGGUGACACAGUAGCCUGGCACCUGCUUGGCCUGGGCACAGAGAGUGAUGUGCACGGGGUCAUGUUCCAGGGCAACACUGUGCAGCUUCAGGGCAUGAGAAAGAGUGCUGCGAUGCUCUUUCCUCACACCUUUGCCAUGGCCAUUAUGCAGCCUGACAACACCGGGACAUUUGAGAUUUACUGCCAGGCAGGUAGCCAUAGAGAAGCAGGGAUGAAGGCUAUCUAUAAUGUCUCCCAGUGUCCUGCCCGCCAAGCCGCCCCUCGCCAACACUACCAGGCUGCAAGAAUCUACUACAUCAUGGCAGAAGAGGUGGAAUGGGACUAUUGUCCUGACAGGAGCUGGGAACUGGAGUGGCACAACCAGUCUGAGAAGGACAGUUAUGGUCACAUCUUUCUGAGCAACAAGGAUGGGCUACUGGGUUCCAGAUACAAGAAAGCUGUAUUCAGGGAAUACACUGAUGGUACAUUCAGGAUCCCUCGGCCAAGGACUGGACCAGAGGAGCACUUAGGAAUCUUGGGUCCACUUCUUAGAGGAGAAGUUGGUGAUAUCAUAACUGUGGUGUUCAAGAAUAAUGCAAGCCGCCCUUACUCUGUGCAUGCCCAUGGAGUGCUAGAAUCUAGUACUGGCUGGCCACUGGCUGCUGAGCCUGGUGAAGUUCUUACUUACAAAUGGAACAUCCCAGAAAGAUCUGGCCCUGGACCCAAUGAUUCUGCUUGUGUUUCCUGGAUUUAUUAUUCUGCAGUAGAUCCCAUCAAGGACAUGUAUAGUGGCUUGGUGGGGCCCUUGGUCAUCUGCAGAAAGGGCAUCCUGGAGCCCCAUGGAGGACGGAAUGACAUGGAUCGAGAAUUUGCCUUGUUAUUCUUGAUCUUUGAUGAGAACCAGUCUUGGUAUCUGGAUGAGAAUGUGGCAACCCACGGGCCCCAGGAGACAGGCCGUAUUAACCUUCAGGAUGAAACUUUUUUGGAGAGUAAUAAAAUGCAUGCCAUUAAUGGAAAGCUCUAUGCCAACCUCAAAGGUCUUACUAUGUACCAAGGAGAACGAGUGGCCUGGUACAUGCUAGCCAUGGGCCAAGAUAUUGACCUGCACACUGUCCACUUCCAUGCAGAGAGCUUCCUCUAUCGGAAUGGAGAGAGCUACCGGGCAGAUGUGGUGGAUCUGUUUCCAGGGACCUUUGAGGUUGUGGAGAUGGUGGCCAGCAACCCUGGGACAUGGUUGUUGCACUGCCAUGUUGCUGACCAUGUCCAUGCUGGCAUGGAGACCCUCUUUACUGUCUUGUCUCAAAGAGAACACUUAAGCAUUAUCACCACCAUCACCAACGAGAUUGGAAAAGCAAUCUCCAGAGACUUUACAGAAGGUGAUGUGAAGAUGCUGGGCAUGCAGAUCUCUGUAAAGGAUAUCGAGAUGCUGACUUCUGUCUUAAUUGCCAUAGUUGUCAUUCUCUUGCUCAUUGCUCUGGCUCUUGGUGGUGUGGUCUGGUACCAACAUCGUCAAAAAAAGCUACGGCGCAACAGGAGGUCGAUCCUGGAUGACAGCUUUAAGCUUCUGUCCCUCAAGAACUAA
Messenger RNA from Pteronotus mesoamericanus, 3543 nucleotides. RefSeq names its product hephaestin (gene HEPH). Gene Ontology annotation, molecular function: ferroxidase activity; copper ion binding. Lineage: Eukaryota; Metazoa; Chordata; Mammalia; Chiroptera; Mormoopidae. The transcript is spliced from 21 exons. Bases 1 to 3543 code for a protein of 1180 amino acids. The record is from RefSeq and is a predicted model, not a curated record.